UCUUUUUUUUUUUUUUCUGUUGCUUAAGAACAAAUUUUUUUGUUUGUAAGGACGAAACCGAACUGCUGUGAAGAAAACAGCAAAGCUUAUUUUCAUCUAUCCUCAAUGGAGAACGCUUACGCCAGAUCUGUUCCGGAGGUUCUGGAUUUCUUUGGGGUAGACUCGACAAAAGGUCUCACUGAUUCUCAGGUUUCACAACAUGCUAGGCUUUAUGGUAAAAAUUUCCUGCCUGAAGAAGAAAGGGCUCCAUUUUGGAAAUUGGUCAAGCAAUUUGAUGAUUUGCUUGUUGAACUUAAGAUACUAAUUGCUGCGGCACUUGUUUCUUUCGUUUUGGCUCUGCUUAAUGGAGAGACUGGCUUAACUGCAUUCUUGGAGCCUUUUGUUAUCCUCCUGAUAUUGGCUGCCAAUGCUGUAGGAGUGAUUACGGAAACAAAUGCUGAAAAGGCUCUUGAGGAGCUAUGUGCCUACCAAGCUGAUAUUGCAACUGUGCUGCGCAAUGGUUGUUUUUCAAUACUUCCUGCACCUGAGCUAGUUCCAGGAGACAUAGUAGAAGUCAGUGUGGGAAGCAAAAUUCCAGCUGAUAUGAGAAUGAUUGAGGUGCUAAGUGAUCAGUUAUGCGUUGAUCAAGCAAUUCUUACGGGUUGCAAUGACUGUUGGUCUAAAUUGAGUGAUUUCUCAUUUUAUCUGAUACCUGUUCACUUAGAUGUUACUGGAAGAGUAGUCCCCUUUGAUUUAAUAUUUUCUUCAUUCUUACUUUCUUUAUCCUUUCAAUUACAGAGUGCUUCAGAUAUGCAUUUACAUGCAUACGUACUCAUAGAGGAUAUACAAAUUGUUGAACUUUUCAAGUUGGGCAGGCUGUUGCAGAAGGAAGGGCUAUAUACAACAAUACAAAGCAUCUCUUCAAAUAUUGGUGAACUACUAUGGGUCAACUUGGUUAUUGAUGGAGUGCCUGCCACUGCCAUUGGGUUUAAUAAGCAGGACUCUGACGUGAUGAAGAUUAAACCUCGCAAGAGAACUACAUUGUUCUGUUUCAAUUCAGUAAGAAAUGUUUUUCUGGCUGAUGUACCUUAUGUUGGCCUUGCCACUGUUGCGGGGUUCAUAUGGUGGUUUGCUUACUCGGAAACUGGUCCUACACUACCUUAUGCUGAAUUGAUUAGUGCUGAGUUUCUUGGCAUGGACAUCUCUUCUGAUAGUGCUUUUGAUGUUAAUGAAUUUGUUCCUUUGGACACUUCAAGGAACAUAUUGAAGAGUAAGCUGUUUCUUUCCUCCUUGCUUUCAGCCAUGGUGUGCUGGUCUUUAUGGGAUAUUCUGAGGGUGGUUUAUACAUUCAAGUUUUUCCCCUUUAAAUUAUAUUUUGCAUGUAUACAUACAUAUCUUUUGGACAAUAUUGCGUCGUAUUCAGAUCUUAAAAUUCAGCAUCAUAAAUAUGAAGCACUCACUUUGUGGGGCAAAAAGCCUUGGUCUGCACUGUUAGCUUUUAGAUUUGUGAUCAUAGGCUUAUUAAAUCUAUCUCCUAUGUUUACAUCAUGUUCAACAAGAGAGACGACUUAUCCAUGCAGUAUCUUUGAGGAUCGGCAUCCAUCGACAGUGUCCUUGACUGUGCUUGUCGUUGAGAUGUUUAAUGCUUUGAAUAACCUCAGUGAAAACCAAUCACUUUUGGUUAUUCCUCCUUGGAGUAAUUUGUGGCUGGUUGCUUCAAUAAUCAUAACAAUGCUUCUUCACAUACUAUUUUUGUGUGUUCCCCCUCUAUCUACACUCUUUUCUGUUACACCUUUGUCUUGGGAUGAGUGUACAGUUAUCCCGUAUCUUUCUUUCCCUGUUAUAAUUAUUGACGAGGUGCUAAAGUUCUUCUCAAGAAAUUCCCAUGGUAUAAGGUUCAAUUUUAGAUUCAGGAGAUUUGAUGCCCUUCCUAAAAAGGAACUGCGAGACAAGUAAUAAUGCUGCUUUGUGGAACCCUUGUUUUGUACAUAUGAAAUGGAGGAUAACUCUCACAAGUUCUGAAAGUGGGAUCUUUGAAUUUUUUCCCCCCAAUGAUGUGGUUUUAGAAAGGAGUAAUUUGGGGGCUUUACACUUUAAUGAUGAGUCUAUGCAUUGAAUGGUUUUAGAAAGGAAGAUGCCUUAAUGUUUUUUCAUACUUCACUAGUGGUUGUAACAUUAUUAUAGUUAUUAAUUUAUUUGUUAAUACUAGAAAUAAGUCCCUUAAAUAUGGUGCCUUAACUGACAUUUCAAGUUACUGGACAUUUUUUAGAAAAAAAAAAAAAAUUUGCUGGUAACAACCACAUGAAUUUACUCUUAAUUUCUAAACUGAAUCGAUUUUGUUUUUUUCUUACAAACAAAUGCAAGAAAAGUGUAACACGAGGGCUUUGGGGAUAAUAUUAAUCUCAUUUAAGCACGCUUUAACUGUGAAGCUCUCGAAGAUCAUUUUUGAUAAGAUCCCAAUCAUGCACGUUCAUCUUGACCUAAUGUUCUUGUUAGUAGUCCCUUAAAAAAAAUAUAU
Molecule: messenger RNA, 2497 nt
Organism: Durio zibethinus
Lineage: Eukaryota; Viridiplantae; Streptophyta; Magnoliopsida; Malvales; Malvaceae
Source: RefSeq, a predicted model, not a curated record